Messenger RNA from Iphiclides podalirius (scarce swallowtail), 2913 nucleotides. Lineage: Eukaryota; Metazoa; Arthropoda; Insecta; Lepidoptera; Papilionidae. The record is from the annotation of a GenBank genome assembly.
AUGGAAACAAUAGAAGAACCUUUGACACUUAAUUCUUCAAAUGAAAACACAAAAAACAACGUUGAUAUCAUAGAAACACCAGUGGAUCGUACAGAAGCGGAUGUGUGUCACAAAUCUAAUGGUGUCGUCGAUGUUUACGAAGCUGGGCCGGCUGAUGAAAGCAAUGUCGUUACCGAAACAGUUAUUAUACAAGAAAGUGAUGAAAUAUUGGAAGGAUCAAACGAAGAAGCCGUUGUAGCUGAUGAUAUGGAGGCAACAGUGGAGGUACCUUCAAUAACCAUGUCUAAUGCUAUCACUUUAAAUGAGACUUUGCUCGGUGAAGCAGAGCCAACUAUCAAAUUACAUGAGCCUGAUGCCGAAAUGGAAAUUGAUGGUUUAGAUAGACCUGUGUAUCAAGAAGUUGUGGUACAAAGUACUGAGCCUAUGGUUGAAGUCUCUAACACAGAAUCAUGUGUCGAAGAUACUUCAGACAGGACAUCUCCAGUUCCUGUAAAUAAUGCAGAGGCUUCUAUGGUUGUAAUCAAUCAUGAAGAGUCGUCCAGUAAUGACAAAGUUAGGUUUAAGACUGAAAUUUUGAUUGAGAAAAAUGAUGUCAAUGAAAACAAUUUAAACGAAAAGGAAACUAAUUCAGAUGAGCAAGCUGCUAAUAAUAUUUUGAGUGAAUUAGGUCAAGGCAUAGAACUGAGUGAAGCCUUAAGGUCUUCAGAUGUAACUGACAAUGUAGAAAACAAUAAUUGUUCUGGGCGUCAAGAAGUUUUUAACAAAGAAGAACUCUUAGAUAUUUUACAAGGGAAAGAUGGUGGAUCGUCAUCUAAUCAAGUUAGUGAGCUUAUCGAAAACAGUACAAUUAAACCUAAAUUAUUAGAAGCCCAAUUAGCUUUAGAACAACUCACAAGACUGAAAAAUAGUAAAAAAAAGAAAAGUUUUGAAAGAAUGCCAAAGCAAAAAAAGGUUGAAAAGAAAGAGGAUAACAAAAUGGAUAACAUUAUUAAUGUCUUGGUUCAAGAUUGGGAAGAUGAAGAGACAAUAGAAACAGAUAAAUCAGUAAAGUCAAUAAAAGAAACAAACUCCGUUUUUAAAUCUGAUGAGCUAAAAGAAGUUCAGUUAGCAAUUACAUGCAAAGAUGAGCUUAUCAGGACUUCAAUUGAUUCUGCGGCUAGUGAAGACCAAAACCAAAAAUGUAAAAGUGGGGAUGAGGGUCAACCUCAAAGAAGGUUGGGAAGAAUUAUUAAAAAAAAGGUUAUUUUUGAUCCAGAUAAUCCAGAUACAUUUACUAAAGGUAAAUCUCUUUCUAAAAACAAGGAAACAAGUCAUGAUAAAGAAUCUCCACCUAUUAAAAAAGGCAAAUCUGAAAUGUCAAUUUUGAGAUCAAAAUCUAAGUCUCCUAUAUCAAAACUACAGUGGAAGAAGCCAUCUCCUAAAAAUGCAAAGCAAAAUAAGAGAUUGUCAGAGGUUGAUAAACUUUUAAUGGAUGAAGGGGCUGUGAAUAUGAUAUACCAACUUACUCCUGAAGCACCAAAAGGUAAGAAAAAUGUUAAGACAAAAGCAGAGUUCAUUAAAAAGUUGCAAAGUUCCACACCAGAGGGCAAAGAAAUGAAAUUUCGAGAGAGAAAGAAAGAUGCAUCAAAAUAUGAAGAUGGGGAAGCAAAAAGAAUUUUAGGUGGAAAACACAGGGUAUCAUUAAGCAGUUCUGUAAAGUCUCCUUCAGUCUGUGAAGACUUUGAGACACAUAGUGCAGAUGACUCAAUAAUUUAUCGCCGUCACUCAUCUAGUUCCUACUCAAGUACAUGUAUGAGUCCGAGGCGGUUAAGCGAUGUAGAAUCUGGUGGAGGUCAAACUAAUGUACGAUCAUCACAACUCUCAACGGAGAAAGCCAUUAAAACCACUGUAGGACAAGCCAAAAACCAAGGAACAGAAUCUUUCAUGUCAGAUUCUAUUAAUUUAUCAAAUACUGAAAUGAUAAACAGGGAUGAUUGCUUGUCAAUAAAGGAAAAACUUAAAUCUAAACUAUCACUUGCUUUAAACAAAAGGAAACGAGAAAUUACUAAAAAUGAUAAGGCACCAAAACAAAAAAAAGUGAAGGAAAUAGAUGUACCAAAAGUGGUAGUUGAAAAUGAAUUUAAGAGUGUAAUUGUAAAUAUUGAGCAAAGACUAGCUGAGAUAAGUGUAAUAAAAGCACCUAGAUACAAUGUUGAGGUCCUUAAGGAGUUAGAACAGGCCUUGCAAUAUGUUGAUGCGAGAAAAGACAUAUCAGUCACCCUACUUACAUCCCAAUGUGGCACAUUGUGCUCAAAGUUAGAUUUAAGACCAAUAUUGAUUGAUGAUGAACAAAGAAGAGCUGUGAAUGCAUUUGAAAUAGCCGAGUCCGUGAGGUCCCUGUUGAGCACGUUGGACCAGCACAGCAAGCUCCUGUGCACGGGCGUGUGGGGCGCCUGCAGCGGCGUGUCGCUGGCGCUGGUGGCGCGCAGCGACGUGGCGCUGGCUUCGGAGAGCGCCACCUUCGGGGCGGCGCCGUCCCGCCACGGCGCGCUGGCGCCCGGCCUCGGCGCGCUCCUGGCCCACCCGCGCACCACUCUGCCGCAGGCGCUGAUAAAUGACCUGGUCGUGUUCGGGCGACGGAUAUCGGCCUCCGAGGCGCUGCAAGCCGGCUUGCUGACCAGGUGCCUUUGGCCAGAACACUUCAACGAUCAAUUGCGGAGCAUCGUGAAGGACAUUGCCGCCCAGCCCCUACAGGUAACUGAUUGCGCUUACCAAGCCUGCUUCUUCAAGCUUGACAAGAUAGUCUCACUGUGGGACCGAUGGUGGCGGCUGGUGGACAGUUUGGCUUACCAUGUGUGGCUUAAAAGAUGUGACAUCAUGUGCACUUGUGGGUACUUACCAAAGAAUAAAGCACUCCCCAUACGUAUUAUCUAC